Molecule: messenger RNA, 1256 nt
Organism: Ochotona princeps (American pika)
Lineage: Eukaryota; Metazoa; Chordata; Mammalia; Lagomorpha; Ochotonidae
Product: cell surface glycoprotein CD200 receptor 2-like
Exons: 6
Coding region: 144-1043 (299 amino acids)
Biological process (GO): regulation of neuroinflammatory response
Cellular component (GO): external side of plasma membrane
Molecular function (GO): signaling receptor activity
Source: RefSeq, a predicted model, not a curated record
AGAAUGGAGAUGCAGAGAAAGAUACAAGAUUACAAAGAAAAGUGAUGUUCAAUCUCUUUGAACUGAUGGUGAGCAAAACUGACCAAGAGAGAGUUGCUGAGUCCGUUGACUAAAUUGCGACGAUUUCUGAAAUACCACGCCAGAUGAGGCCUUUCCAAAAGAUUUCAGCUUCGAGGUUACUGAUCUCCAUUAUUACUAUAGGGAUUGUUUCAAGUGAUUCAUGUAUGCACGGAAAGCACAUGACACAGGACGCUUCAACUCCUCCCCCGGAAGUCAACACCUCACUGCCCGUGCUGAUGGGUACAAAGGCUGUGCUCUGCUGCCAUCCUGUCCCAUUGACGAGUGUGUUGGUAACCACAUGGAAAAUAACUCUCAGACACAGGCCCACCUGCACAAUGUCCUACAAGAAAGAUACAAAUGAGACCACAGCAUUCAGCUGUGCUGAUGAGAGAAUAACCUGGGCCUCCAGACCUGACCAGGAUCCUAAACUUCAGAUUGACCCAGUGGCUCUCAGUCAUGAUGGGAAUUACAGCUGUGAAAUGAUCACUCAUGAUGGAAAUUUUUGUCAUAGAUAUCACCUCCAAGUGUUAGUUCCACCCGAAGUGAUCCUAUAUGUCCACAAGAACAGAACCGCCGAGUGCAAGGCUGUUGCAGGGAAGCCGGCUGCAAACGUGUCUUGGUUCCCACCAGGGGACUGUCUCACUGGGCAAGACUCCUGGGCCAAUGGCACAGUGACUGUCUGGAGCACAUGCAACUGGCCGGACAGCAACGUGACUAAAGUGACCUGCUCUGUCUCGCAUUCUACUGGUGAAAAAAGUCUGUCCAAAGAACUGCCUCCUGGUUUCAGAACAUUGGGCUGUUCAGUGUCAUCUUUACUGAUCAUUCUCUAUGUAAAAUUCUCCCUCUUCCUGGUUGUUCUGUUCCUCGUGGGAUUCAUUUUCUUCAAAACUACAGGAGAUUACAGGAAUGUGCUUGAAAGAGACAGGAGGGAUAUUCUUGAUCUUUUGCAGAGCAACACCAACCUGUGCCACUGGCGACAUUGAGGAUACGAGGCACUCACUUGGAAAGAAGCAAAGAUGGAAGAAACUCAGAUGAACCCGGCUUACCUGCCUAAUGACCCCUUGUGUGUGAGAGAGUAUACUGUUUUGUUCAACCUCUGCUGUUCUGAGGCUUAUUCUACCUACAACUGAACUUAUUCCUAAUCAAUACAAAUGCCUAGUGUGUAAAAAAGUUUUAGGAACAGAAAAUAAAAAAAC